AUGUUCCGCAUUAACAACACCUUCGUCGGAAUCCUCCACACGCUCCCUCUGCUCCUCGGCCUUGCCGCCGUGGGUGUCUCCGCUUACAUCCGCGUCCACGGCGACUGCCAGAAGGUGCUCCAAUACCCGCUCUUAUUCAGCGGCCUCUUCGUUUCCGUCGUCUCCGCUCUCGGCCUCGUCGGCGCGUUAUGCCGCGUAAACGCCGCCCUCUACCUCUACCUCAUCGUCACCUUCUUCGUCAUCCUCGCUUUCGCCUCCUUCACUCUCGUCGCGCUCUUCGUCGUCAACAAAGGCAACGCGCCGCACCGUGCCUCGCGCGUGGGCUUCACCGUACGGGACUUCUCGCCCUGGCUGCGCCACUACGUCUCUGACGACCACAUCUGGGAGGACACCAAGAGGUGCUUCUUGCAAGCGCGUAUCUGUCACGGCCUCGCCGUGGGCGCUAACAAUGUCUCCCUCGUCUUCAAACACUCAACUACCACGCAGUUUGGGUGCUGCAAGCCGCCGGAGCAAUGUGGAUUCAAACUGAACGGAACGUUGUGGGAGGCGCCGAAAGCGGGUGCAGCGGUGGAUGAUUCUGAUUGUAGGGUUUGGAGCAACAGGGAAGAGAAAAUGUGUCUUGAUUGCGAUUCAUGCAAAGGGGGAGUGCUGGCCGGAGUAAGGAAGCAGUGGAGAGAUGUGAGCAUACUGAAUGCGUGCGUGGUAGUGGUUCUGACCAUCAUCUACGUCUUCGCCUGUUACGCCAUCAGAAACAACCGAUUGGAGUACUCCAAAUACACCGCCCAGAGAAACAUGAGAAUGAGAAAACUCACCUCAAUUCACGAUUGAACCCUUUUAUUUCUCUCCAUGCCUUAGGAACAUCGUCUUUCGUUUUUAAUUUUUUUAAAUUACGUUUUUAAUAAUCAUAAUAUCUUAGUCUAUUUCUUUAGUAAUGUAAUGUAAUUACAAUAUAUUUUAUUUCAGGUAAGGUAUUUAUCUUUAG
This is a messenger RNA of Vigna angularis (adzuki bean), 982 nucleotides long. RefSeq names its product tetraspanin-11. Bases 1 to 828 code for a protein of 275 amino acids. The transcript has 2 exons. The record is from RefSeq and is a predicted model, not a curated record. Gene Ontology annotation, biological process: auxin-activated signaling pathway. Gene Ontology annotation, cellular component: plasmodesma; plasma membrane. NCBI's taxonomy places the organism in Eukaryota, Viridiplantae, Streptophyta, Magnoliopsida, Fabales, Fabaceae.